Cercocebus atys (sooty mangabey) is the source of this 3390-nucleotide messenger RNA. RefSeq names its product dynein, axonemal, assembly factor 5 (gene DNAAF5). The record is from RefSeq and is a predicted model, not a curated record. Gene Ontology annotation, molecular function: dynein intermediate chain binding. Gene Ontology annotation, biological process: outer dynein arm assembly; cilium movement; inner dynein arm assembly. The coding region runs from base 18 to 2585 and encodes 855 amino acids. Lineage: Eukaryota; Metazoa; Chordata; Mammalia; Primates; Cercopithecidae. Gene Ontology annotation, cellular component: cytoplasm. The transcript is spliced from 13 exons.
CCGGCGACGCGAGCAAGAUGGCGGCGCCGGGGGUGGCGGAGGCCGUGGCGGCCUCACACCCGGCCGAGGGGGCCGAGAUGGCGGAGGCGGCAGAGCUGAGCCGCGCCCUGAGCCGCCUGCUGCCGGGGCUGGAGGCCGACAGCAAACCGGGCCGGCGGCGCGCCUUGGAGGCCCUGCGGCGCGCGCUGGAGGAGCCGGGCCCUGCCGCCGACCCCACCGCUUUCCAGGGUCCCUGGGCGCGCCUGCUGCUGCCGCGCCUGCUGCGCUGCCUGAGCGACCCCGCCGAGGGCUGCCGCGCGCUGGCAGUGCACCUGCUGGGUCUGGGCCUGCGCCGCGCCGCGCGGCCCCGCGAUGCCCUGCCGCGCCUGCUGCCCGCGCUCGCCGCGCGCUUGGCCGGCCCCGAGCCCGCGCGCCGCCCGCCCGAGGCCUGCGAGGAGCUGCGCUUGGCGCUCGUGCAGCUGCUGGGUCUGGCCGUGGACCUGUGCGGCGCCGCGCUCGCGCCCCACCUGGACGACGCUCUGCGCGCGCUGCGCUGCUCCCUGCUGGACCCCUUCGCCGCCGUGCGCCGCGAGAGCUGCAGCUGCGCCGCCGCCCUGGCGCAGGCCACGCCCGACCACUUCCACAUGCAGUCGGAGUCUCUGAUCGGGCCCCUGAUGCAGACCAUCUCCCACCAGCACUGGAAGGUCCGUGUGGCUGCCAUUGAAGCCACAGGUGCGGUGAUCCAGUUUGGCAACGGGAAGUCCGUGGACGACGUGCUUUCCCAUUUUGCUCAGCGACUGUUUGAUGACGUCCCGCAGGUCCGGCGGGCGGUGGCCUCUGUGGUAGGCGGCUGGCUGCUGCGUCUGCGUGACCGCUACUCCUUCUUCCACAAGCUCAUCCCUCUGCUGCUCAGCAGCCUCAGCGAUGAGGUGCCCGAGGUCAGGCAGCUGGCUGUCAGACUCUGGGAAGACGUUGGCCUGCAGUGGCAGAAGGAGAAUGAGGAGGACCUGAAGGACAAGCUGGACUUUGCCCCUCCCACCCCACCCCAUUACCCUCCACAUGAGCAUCGCCCUGUGCUGGGCUGCCGGGAGCUCGUCUUCAGGAACCUCUCCAAGAUCCUCCCUGCCCUGUGCCACGACAUCACAGACUGGGUGGUGGGCACCCGAGUGAAGUCGGCCCAGCUGCUGCCAGUGCUGCUGCUGCACGCCGAGGACCACGCCACGCAGCACCUGGAGAUCGUCCUCCGGACCCUGUUCCAGGCCUGCACCGACGAGGAGGCAGCCGUGGUCCACAGCUGUACGAGAUCCGCAGAGCUCGUCGGGACAUUUGUCAGCCCUGAGGUGUUUCUGAAGUUGAUCUUAUCGACGCUGAAGAAGGCGCCCUCCGCCUCCGGCCUCCUGGUGCUGGCCUCCGCCAUGCGGGGUUGCCCCCGAGAAGCCCUCCAGCCGCACCUGGUAGCCAUCGCCACGGAGCUGGCACAGGCCCACAUCUGCCAGGCGUCUGAAAACGACCUCUACCUGGAGCGCCUGCUGCUGUGUGUGCAGACUCUGGUGUCUGUGUGUCGUGAGGACUGCGGCGUGGGCAGCCUGCAGCUCAUGGACGUGCUGCUGACAGUAGUGGCCCUUGCAAGUGCCACCGGCCUGAGGGACAAGGCACAGGAGACGAUGGACUUGCUGGCCAGAGCGGAGGGUGUCAGUGGCUGCCAGGACCUCUAUCGCAAGCACAUGGGUCCCCUCCUGGAAAGGGUAACUGCGUCGCACCUCGACUGGACAGCACACUCGCCAGAGCUCCUGCAGUUCAGUGUCAUCAUCACGCAGUCAGGCCCUGCCCUAGGAGAAGCCCUGCCACACGUCAUGCCCACGCUCAGGGCCUGUCUGCAGCCCUCCCGAGACCCGCAGAUGCGCCUGAAGCUGUUCUCCACCCUGUCCACUGUGCUGCUCAGAGCCACGGACACCAUCGAUUCCCAGGGGCAGUUUCCCAGCUACCUCGAGACAGUGACGAAGGACAUCCUGGCCCCCAAUCUGCAGUGGCACGCGGGGAGGACAGCCGCGGCCAUCCGCACGGCUGCCGUGUCCUGCCUCUGGGCGCUCACCAGCAGCGAGGUCCUGUCGGCAAAGCAGAUACAGGACGUGCAGGAAACACUGAUGCCUCAGGUCCUGACCACCCUGGAGGAGGAUUCACAGAUGACGCGACUGAUUUCGUGCCGUAUUAUCAACACGUUCUUAAAAACCUCGGGCAGCAUGACGGAUCCAGAGAAACUCAUCAAGAUUUAUCCUGAACUCUUAAAACGCCUAGACGAUGUUUCUAACGACGUGAGGAUGGCAGCCGCCUCCACCUUGGUCACCUGGCUGCAGUGUGUCAAGGGUGCUGACGGAAAGUCCUACUAUCAGAGCAGUGUCCAGUACCUGUACCGAGAGCUGCUGGUUCACCUUGACGAUCCAGAGAGGGCCAUCCAGGAUGCGAUUUUAGAGGUCCUCAAAGAGGGCAGUGAGCUGUUCCCAGAUCUCCUGGUGAGGGAGACGGAAGCCGUCAUCCACAAGCACCGCUCGGCCACCUACUGCGAGCAGCUCCUGCAGCAUGUGCAGGCCGUGCCAGCCACGCAGUGACCACGCCAGCACGAGCCACAGCACACCCACAUCCACACCUGAGCCGGAGUUUGUGGCCUUCAAAUCGCAGAAACAAGGUACCUCUGUGCCAGCAGUGAGACUGUGACAGCAAGAACGUACUCCUCGGGACACCUGCCCGCUCUUCCCCUGGAAUAACAGCUUCUGAGUGGAUUCUGCAUUUUAUGUGAUUUGUUCCGUUCAGCGAGCGGUCUCCCAAACGUCUACAGCUGAUGUGAAAUUAAAAGUAAAUCACACUUGCUCAUCAUCUUAGUUUUUAUGCCUCACAUGUGCAGCUGGGUGCGUGGAUCAUCAGUUCCAUCCUGCUUAGAUGCCCACCAAGAAAGUUUUUACCUAUUUAACAAAAAAGAAAAAAGCCAAAGUGAUUAUAAAGAAAUGAAAUCUCUUUUUGGGUUCUGUCUUCCGAAAUUUAACAUCUCCGUGAACAGACUAAAAGGAAUUUGGAAUCUUAACAACUUAUCGAAUUUCUCCUGUUUUAAAUAUACUGGGACUUUAAAGGUUAUAUAUCCAGUCGCCGUAUAUUUUAAGUCAGUAAUGCUGAAAGUGUUGAAAACAGAAUAUUUCAUCAGAUGUAAUUUUGGUUGCCCCUAUAGGUAGGAAGAAAGUAAAAUCGUAUUUCCCUCUCGCACAUUCUACACCCAAGUGCCUAAAAGAUCUCAUUGCAAGUGGGUAUUGUUACCGUAAGCCAUUGUGUUCACACAAGGGGGAAAUGCUGUAUAUAUUUUUCAACAAAUAUUAACAUUUAUACUUUCAUGUUUGAAAAUUUAAUUAAAAAUAUUUGUUAUAA